Molecule: messenger RNA, 1121 nt
Organism: Paramecium sonneborni
Lineage: Eukaryota; Ciliophora; Oligohymenophorea; Peniculida; Parameciidae
Source: the annotation of a GenBank genome assembly
AUGUUAUAUUUAAUAGUAAUAUUGAGCAUAGUUAUAUGUUCAGCUUAAUUUGGAUCUGAAUAUUAUUCCGAAUGGUAAUCAGGGAUAGAUCGUACAAUAAAUAAACAAUCUGAAUUUACAAAUCCUUCAUUUCCAAUAAGGUAAUACACUUAAAUAGUGUUUCCGAGAAGAUUUAGUGCGUAUAAGAUAAAAUCAUAGUAGUCGACCAUAGGUUUUGUUGAUGCAUGAAGAGAUUUAAUGGGGCAAAGGGAAAAAUAUAAAUUACUAAACAUACGUUUCUGAUAUCACAAUAAAUGGAUUUUAUAUAAACUAUGUAAUAUGGGGACCUGCCAUUAUACCAAUAUUAAGUGUUAGAUGGAUAGCAAUAGUUGAUUAAGAAGCCGAAAUUUAAUAUGUGCAAUAUACAUAUGAAGAUUUAUAUAAGCUUAGAUAAGGUUUUGGUUAAAGAUCAUAAGAUUUUAUGAUUUCAUAUUAUCCAAAAUACCCAGCCCCAAAAGUGACAGCAUUUAUAGUUGGUGCCGAUUUAGAAAUAGUAGAGUCUUUAUAUACAAGUAUUUAAAUGGUGAUGGGAAUACCAGAUUCUUCUAGUAUGGAUAUUAGAUUUUCAACAAGAGAUUUCUGUCAUGUAAGAUCUUUAACAAUUGCAUAUUUUAUUUCAAAUAAUUAUUUAACUUUAGCAGGAUCUGUAGGUGCUUAUCAUAAUUAUUUUAAUUAAUACCUUGAUAAUUCAAAUAGAUUGGCAAUAAGAGCUUAAAAAUUUACAAGAAUUGUACCAUCUAUCUAUACUUUAGAACCAGGAAACAAUAUUUUAGCAUAAGGUAUAAGUGGAUUUGAUGUCAAUGUUUAAAGUGGUUCAGCUUAUCUUAGAGUAACAUGUGAACCUAUGAUUUCUUAUUCUUCAACUUACACAUUAAUAUAUGGAACUAGUAUAAAUAAUAUUAAUAAAAGGGGGUGAAACACUCAUAUCUUAUAUGUAGGCUAGUUAUAUUUUACAUCCUCCUGGAUCUCCAUAUCAUUAUUAUUAUAAAAACUAUGAUUGGAUUAUUCUCAAAGGAGAUUAAGUUGUCUUAAAAGAAACAAUUUAAGAAGAAAAAAAAAUUAGUGAAUUCAAUAUUUAAUGA